Messenger RNA from Tetrahymena thermophila SB210, 195 nucleotides. RefSeq names its product H/ACA ribonucleoprotein complex protein, putative. Gene Ontology annotation, biological process: positive regulation of telomerase RNA localization to Cajal body; rRNA pseudouridine synthesis; snRNA pseudouridine synthesis. Gene Ontology annotation, cellular component: box H/ACA snoRNP complex; box H/ACA telomerase RNP complex. Gene Ontology annotation, molecular function: box H/ACA snoRNA binding; telomerase RNA binding. The record is from RefSeq and is a predicted model, not a curated record. The transcript is spliced from 2 exons. NCBI's taxonomy places the organism in Eukaryota, Ciliophora, Oligohymenophorea, Hymenostomatida, Tetrahymenidae.
AUGCAUCUUAGAUUCUACCUCGACGAAAAUGGUAAAAGAGUUUACACUCUCAAGACCAUCAACGAUGAAAACGUUUAAACCCUCAAUGCCCAUCCUGCUCGUUUCAGCCCUGAUGACAACUACCAAAAGGAAAGAUACGAAUGCAAGAAGAGAUACAAUUUACUUCCUACCUAACAACCUGAACUUAAGCUCUGA